Messenger RNA from Fusarium venenatum, 885 nucleotides. Its product is annotated as beta-lactamase-like protein. NCBI's taxonomy places the organism in Eukaryota, Fungi, Ascomycota, Sordariomycetes, Hypocreales, Nectriaceae. The record is from RefSeq and is a predicted model, not a curated record.
AUGGCCACGUCUCAAGACUUGUCUCUUUGUGUGACUUGCGGAACGCAGUUCGACAUUCCUUUUGACGAAAGACCACCGACAUGCCGCAUGUGCAAUGAGCCCCGGCAAUUUGUCCCAUCAUCCGGACAAUCUUGGACCACCCUCGAAAAGCUCCACGCCAGCCACAGAAACGAGUUCAAACAGGACGAGCACGACGGUCGUAUCUGGUCAAUCUUCUCCAAGCCUCAAAUUGCCAUUGGUCAACGUGCCGUCUUCAUCCAGACCGAACAUGGUAAUGUCCUUUGGGACUGCAUCAGCCUGCUGGAUAAAGAGACUAUCCAGUUCAUCAAGUCUCAUGGUGGCCUCAAGGCUAUUGCAAUUUCUCACCCUCACUUCUACAGCUCCCACCUGGAAUGGGCUAAGGAAUUUGACUGUCCUGUAUACCUUGCUGCAGAGGACCAGGAGUGGCUGAAUCGUGAGGACACUGAGCAUCGAAGAGUGCUCUUUGAUGGCGAGACUCAGAAUAUCCUUCCUGGAGUGACUAUGGUUAAGCUUGGGGGACAUUUCCCUGGAAGUUCGAUCCUUCACUGGAACACCAAUAUUUUCACUGGUGAUACUAUCGGCAUUUCUCUGUCCGGUCUCAAUCGCGCCCACCACAACGAGAACCACCAAGUUUUCUUCUUUCACUAUGCAUUCCCAAAUUUCAUCCCACUGGGCCCUACUGCUAUGCGUCUUAUGUGGAAGAGACUUCGUCCUUGGGAUUUCACAGCAGUGUACUCUCUAUUCUUUACCACUACGGUGCAUGAGCCAAAUGUGAAAGAGAUUAUCUUGGAGAGUAUGAAACGCCAGGCUAUGCAUCAAGAGAAUGAUACCCAUCCUCUUAUGCAAGAGCAACUGGAGGCGUGA